AUGCUUCUGGGCAGAGUCAUUGUGGCGGGAAUUCGACUACUUCGGUACCCGAUCCAACGAUGCUCAAGUAAGUUCGUGCUUAGUAUAGCUCCCUACUCCGUCGGCUCAGAGAUAAAGCUUCGUGAUUACCAGGAAACCGCUGUUCAUAAAACACUAUCUGCCUUAGAGAGAGGUCUCAAGAGACCUGCGAUUGUGCUAGCCACUGGUGGUGGUAAGACGGUUGUGAUGUCUCACUUGAUUCCGCAGUUAAAAAGCAUCAAUACUGGAGAUAAGGUUCUUGUUUUGGCGCACAAACAAGAGCUUGUCAGACAAGCAGCCUCUACAAUAUCAAAGAUUAUACCAGGUGCAAGACUAGGGAUAGAUAUGCUGACAUCAAAGCCAGAUAUACACGAUAAAGAUAUCGUAGUCGCGUCUGUUCCCACACUUGUUUACAAGACUCGUCUUGAUAGAUACAAUCCUGCGGACUUUAAAGCUAUCAUUCUUGAUGAAUGUCACCAUGCAACUGCACACUCUUGGAUGAAGAUCCUCAAACACUUUCAGGCACUAGAUGAAGGUCUGAAAAUAUAUGUGAUCGGAUUCACUGCCACUCUAGAACGAGCUGAUGGUAUAAGUCUAGGACAAGUAUUUCAGGAAAUAGUUUUUGAGAGAAACUUGAUAACGAUGAUACGAGCGAGAGAGCUUUGCGAUGUGAGGCUUUCCAAAAUCAAUGUCGACAUUGACUGGAGCAAACUUCGAACACAUCAGGGAGACUUUGUUCAAAAAGAACUCGCCGAAGUUGUCAAUAAAGAUGAUAUCAAUGUCACAGUGACAAGGGGUCUUAUGCAACUAAAGAAAAAGCAUAACUUGAAGUCGACCUUGGUCUUUUGUGUGGACAUUGCUCAUUGUAAAACUCUUUGUGGAGUUUUACAACGAAAUGGUGUCAAAGCACAAUAUGUCACUGGCAAUACUGUGGCCCACGAAAGGAGAGCAAUCUUGGAGGAUUUCCGUAGAGGGGAAAUUGAGGUUCUAUGCAACGUUCUCGUAUUUACUGAAGGGACUGAUAUUCCGAAUAUAGACUCUUUGGUUCUUGCUCGUCCUACACAAUCCAAGUCACUCUUGAUUCAAAUGAUAGGCCGUGGUCUUAGGCUACAUCAGGAUAAAAGUGUUUGUAAUGUGAUAGAUAUGGUAGACGCGACUCGACAUGGAUUCAACACCACAGCAACUCUUCUUGGAAUAGAAAAAGAACUUCAAGCUAAGGGUAUGGCCGAGGAUGAGAUCACGAGUAGAAUGGAAGAACUUCUCGACAACGCUGUGUUGGUUAACGCAGCGGAGAAUGAACAGAAGAGGUUAGAUGAAGAACGACAAGUGUUUGAGGUUCUGCAACGUCUCAAACACCUUGGACUCAAGUUUGAAACCAUUGAAGGCUUCGCCGAGCUUGAGAAGUCUAAAACCGAUAAGCUCAUGAAUUCUCAAGAUAUCAACCAAGCUCUACGGAACAGUAAGGUCACUUGGGCAAGACUAGGGUACAGCCGGUGGGGAGUGUCCGUUGGUCGAGAGAACUUUGUUAUAAAUCGUGAGGAAGAUCAGUUUGUCUUAUCAGAAUUGACAUUUGUACCACUUGAGGUGAUAUUUGCAAGCAAGUUUAAGUCUGACCGUUUCCGAUUGAGACCAAUACGAAAGUCCAAUAAUAUUAAGGAGUUGAUAUUGGCUGCUGAGAACAUCUUGUAUGGUAAGGUUUUGAGGUCAGGAUUCAAAAGCAGACCCGUCACUACUAAACAAGUCAACUUUAUUGUUAGCAAGCUUAAAGCGAAAGCUAAGACCAUAUACGACAAGACUCCAGAAGAUAUCGCCUCGGAAGUAUGCCGAUGGCGAUUGGGGCGUGCCAGCAACCUUAUUCUUGCAGCCAAAAUAUCUGUGAAUAGUCUAUGGGUGAAGUGGGAACUUGCACACAUGUUUGGUUACAGUAAGGACACGGAAGGCCGUAUUAAAAAAAUGGCGAAACAGAUUGAUAAAGAUUCCAAAUUAUCAGAGAAUUUCAUACCAAGAGGGCCUGGGAGCAGAGUCAGAGAGGCGAUUCUCGAAGCAGAAAGGGCACUCGGGAGAAUUGCAGAGACGAACGCUUGUUCCAUUAAAGAUGGCGAUCCCGAGGAACUGAAAAGUGACUCUUCAGGGUAG
Messenger RNA from Candidozyma auris, 2154 nucleotides. RefSeq names its product double-stranded DNA-dependent ATPase. Lineage: Eukaryota; Fungi; Ascomycota; Pichiomycetes; Serinales; Metschnikowiaceae. The coding region runs from base 1 to 2154 and encodes 717 amino acids. Gene Ontology annotation, molecular function: hydrolase activity; DNA binding; ATP binding. The record is from RefSeq and is a predicted model, not a curated record. The transcript has a single exon.